AAAAUUAAUCAAAAACUACCUCAAUAAAGAGUUCAAUUGCAAACAAAAGGAUAUAAACCUAUACAGACAAACAUAUUCACACAAAAAAAGAGAGACAAGUGCAAAAUUUCUCUGUAAGUACAAAAAGAAAUAACGUUUUAUUGACGCAACUCCAAAAAAAUACAAAAAAAAGUACAAAAAAAUUUUGCCAAGCGUUUUACGGUCUUUCGUUUUCUUCGGUUAACGGCUUUCGGUUGUUCCCUUAAAAUAAAAACCCACGCAGUGGCAGUGCCAAGAUCUGCGUAGCCAUGCCCCAAUGCAAGCUUAGAUGGCGUCUUCAAUAAUUGCCCAAAGCAGCAGCACCGGCGGCCCAAUUGACAGCAGCAAUAGUGCCAGCAACAGCAACAACAUCAUUGCCAGCAACUCGACAGCCUCAGUAACGAGCCUUCACAACACUCAUCUCAACCAAUUGAGCACCUUGAGUCAGCACUAUACAACACCUUAUCACACGCACUAUCAGCAACACUAUCAACAACAACAACAACAACUUGUCGAUCAACAGCAGCAACACCAUUGGGACUACUAUGCCAGGCAGCAGCCAACGGCCACCUCCACAGGCCAAGCCAACGGCAACAGUAGUCAGGAUAGCUCCACAGUUCCUGCUCCUUUGGACAGCAGCAGUAGCAAUCAUGCUAAUGCUGCCAGCGGUAAUCGGCACAGUGAUGCCAAUGCCAAUACCCUUUCCGCCGCCACCGCCGCAUUAGGCGGCACCAACGGUACUAACACCAAUUCCAACUCCAAUUCAAAUUCCAACGGCAGCUAUACACGUCCCUGGGAAAUGGAGUCCAAGGAUAACAGUGUUAGCCAUACUCUUAAUAUCCAGCAACAGCAACAACAGCAACAGCAACAGCAACAGCAACAACAACAUCAGCAACAACAACAACAAGCCAUAAAAAGCGGUUUUGAGCCAUUUUCAAAGCUACCGUCAUUCCAGAGUCAAUUCCACGGUUAUAAUGAGCAAAUGAUAGCAGAUGGCACACCUAUGCCACCUGCUCCAGCUUCCACCUCUGCGGCAUCAACAACAGUACCAACUGGAAAUGUGCCACCCAUGAGCUCCCUACAAACAGUGGCCAUGUCUCCGGCGAGCAUUUCCGUUAGUUCACCAGGCAUGAUGAGUGUUGGCUCACCGCUAACACAACUUUCUGGUAUGCAGACCAGCAUCACACCUCCCUCGGGUAGUUUCACCCCUCUGGGAGCACCGCCACCACCGCCAAAUGCAUUUCAUCAUCAUGUCCUAAAUCCACAUCAUCAUCCUCAUCACCAUCCCCAUCAUAGGGGAACUGCUUCUGGCUAUCCGUUGGGGCCAGCUCCAUCUACUCCCUAUGUCGAUCUGCAAUUGUACCAGCCUCUUACACCGGGAUACGCAACAACUGGCCUGCAAAAGAAGGAAUCAACAGCGGCGGCUAGCAACGAUUUCGAAAUGCUUAUCAAGAAAGAUGAAUUUGAUCUCAGUGGGAGCCAGCAACAGAAUGUAGGGCACGUUCCACAUGGCUUGCAUACGCCCUCAUCAUACGAUGGUAACAGCCAGAAUAGCUAUCCACAUGCAACCACCACUAGCACCACACAACCACAUACGCCAACGCCAACACCCACGCCCUCAACUACCACACCCAUCAGGGUGGACAAAUCGCAACAGUCGCCAAUUGCGCGCCUGGAGGGUCGCAAGAAAGAACGCCGGAAACAAAGACCCAAUUCACUCGAGUCCAGUGCCGAGAGUGAGGCCAGCGGCAUGGACGUCGACCCAAGCAAUCCUGGCCAAGUCGAUGCCGUUUCCAGUACGGCCAACUUCAAGAGUCCUAUGAGUACUUUGGGCAUGGGCGACAGCAAUGAUGCUACAGCACAUGCCAAUGGUUCCGAUAAGCAGUCAAAGAAGAAGCGUAAGCGCUGCGGAGAAUGCGUCGGCUGCCAGCGCAAGGACAACUGCGGAGAAUGCGCCCCUUGCCGCAACGAUAAAAGUCAUCAGAUCUGCAAACAGCGACGCUGCGAGAAGCUAACCGAAAAAAAGGAACCAAAAUCCAAACCAAUUGUCUACGGUACUGAUGGACAACCUGUUCGGCCCGAUGCAAAACGCGGACGUGGAAAAGGAAAGACUUCCAGUACGGGGAAUACUGCUGCAAAUGCUACAACCAUAGCCACUGCCAAUGGAACACCAACAUCUGGGUCACGCCCUCGUAAAACCUCCACCAAAGCAAAUAAACUUAAUGCAACAACUGCAGCAUCAGCAACAUCGCCACGUCUUAGUCCAACGCCUAACACAGCAACCACAACAACUUUAUCGCCGAACACCACAACUGGGACAGUUUUAGCCGCAGCAGGUCAGCAGCAAUAUUUGCAGCCGACCCAACAGCAACACUUCCAGCAACAGCAGCAGCCGCAGCAACAACAUUUACAGCAGCAAUAUCAGCCAAACCCACAGCAACAACAGCUCUAUCAACAGCAGCAACAUCAACCACAUCAACAACAGCAGCAACAUUUGCCGCAACAGCAGCAACAUUUGCCACACCAGCAACAACAUCAAAUAACCGCACAAAUUCAAACUAUGAAGGAUCAACCUCAACAGCCUAUGGCACCCAUGGCCUUUUAUCCCACAUGGCAGGCCGAUCCUUCGCAGGGCUGGCAGAAUCAGUUCAUACAGCAAAUACCACAGAACAAUCCAGCCAUCACAUCACUCAACUCGCUGGAUUUCCAGACCCAGUCCUAUGCGUAUCCAUCAAAUGGUUAUGUCCAGUCGGGACUAGGCUUCGAUCCCAAUUAUGGACGCUCGCCGUAUGGGGCACCAGUGCAGCGUUAUGAUUUCCAAAGUCAACAAUUGACAGGCGCUCCAACCAUAAAUCAGGUGCCUGGUUUGCAAGGAGUCGCGGCGGGAUUUGCUCCAACUGCAACUGGUGGCGGUGUUAGCUAUGCCGGCCAAGUGUCCACAGUUCCAGUGCCACCAGCCGCGGGGCAACAGCAGCAACAACAACAACAUCUAAAUGCUGGCGAUCUGAACAAGACAAUGUCGGGAAACGACACGCCUGGAUAUCCGCGAGUGAGCAGCGUGCCGCCGCGCUCACUCAAUUGUAACGGGUAUUCAGGCGACUACAGCGGCAACAACAACAACAGCAGCAAUCCCAACAACAACAAACCCCACAACAGCAAUCCCAACAACAACCCCAACAACAACAGCAAUCGGCAAGUGCCAAGUGGGGGCUCCACAACACCAGCCACUCCCACAGCCGUACCCCAGCCAGCCGCUUCACCCAUGCUAGUAACACAAGCUCAGCCCUCGACUGUUCCCCAAUCGCCUACACGAGGAAGCCUCAUACAACCGUCACCAACUAACAAUGGCCUCCAGCCCUACGUGGCCCAACAGCAACAUCUUUCAUCUUCGCCUACCAUGCAAGAAUGGAACUGGCAACAACAGCAGCUCGGCAGUGACGGAUAUCCGCAAGCAGGCGAGCGAGUACAUCUUAACACACGCAUUAAGUCCAUGAUAAUGCGAAAAAGCGAUCCCAAGGAUCCUCCCCCUCCUGACAUACAGCAGCAAUUGCAACAACCUCAGCAGCAACAGCAGCAACAACAACAGCAGCAACAUCAGACCGGUCAUUUUUUAUCGUAUAGCCACCACCUCCGACCCGAGCCGGCGUUAGGCGCCAAUGGUCCCAGCAGCAGUAUUGUCCAGCCGCAGCAACAGUCAGCUCCGCCGGUCACUGCUGAGACCAUUGGAGGUGGUGGCGAUCACAUAUGGAAGCCGCAUCACAUUAACUCAUUCAAGAAACCAUCAGUGGCCAGCGGUUAUCCCUUGACUUCAGCAGCUGCUGCUGAUGCGCAACAGUUGUUGGCAUCCCAAACACAGGCCCAGCAGUCGCAAUUGCAGUUGCAACAACAUCAACCAGGACAGCACACAACUAUCAGUCAUGCAGAACAGCAGCCAGUACCAGUGCCAGGAGCUGGGCCAGGACCACCGCCUUCCUCCCAACCGCCUGCCACUCCUGCCCAACCAAAAAAGUCGCGUAGUCGCAGCAAGGCCAGUCGAGCGGCAGCAGCGGCUGCAGCGGCGGCCACAGCUGCGAACGCGGUGACAUCAAACGAAAUCGAAAGAGAUCGAAAUGCUACCAACGAUCCAGGAGGUGGCGGUGGUGGGGUGGUCGGUUUGAAGCCUCCUCACCAUCACUAUCCACCCCCUCCGCAGUCGGUCACAGGUGACUAUCAUGGGCAGUACAUUAAGACCGAACCUGGCCUAAUGCCCCAUUCGGGGCCCAAUAAGAUGGAAGGGUACGAGCGUAACUAUCAGAAUUUCAUUCAGUAUGCUGAUUUCUGUCAGAACGAUGGUCAAGGUCAGCCAGUGCCAGCCCAGCAUGGUCAGGACUAUGCUGGCUAUCAUCACAAUUCUUAUUACGGAAGCAGUUUUCAGCAGAACUUUCAACAGAACUUUGUGCCUGGAUAUCAACACUCCACAGGUUACGGAAGUCGCAGCAAGCCAGCAGGUCAUGCUCAAAAUUUAAUGGAUUUGGAACGUAAGCCCGAUACUAAUAGCAUUAUUCCACUGCCCACCAACUAUGAGAAGGAUAUACCGGCUCAUGCUUAUCCCAUUCCGCCACAUCGCUAUGCCUUGGGUCAUCACCAUGGCGGAGCACCACCGCCGCCACACCAUUUGGGCCAUCAUGCAGGCAUGCUAGAGCCCAAGCUAGAGGACAUGAUGGGUCAUCAUGGCCAUAGUCACACUUCGGCGUCAGCAACAGUGGGCUACCCUUACUUGCCAGAUAGCAAGGCCAUGAACAAUGGUUUCUCCUGCUGUCGCCAGGGCGGCACACGUCCACCUACAGCCGAGCACCUAAAGGACGGAACCUGCCUAGGUCUGGGAAUCCAGCCAAAGGAAGAGCUGCUCGACGAAGACGACUUAGCCGAUCCCCAUAAUAACAGUAGCGUCAAAUCGGGCAAAUCAAAAAAGCAUAAGCAGGAUGAAAUUCCCGAGAUUAUUGUAAAGCAUGAAAAAAUCAAUCCCAUGUUUGAUACCACAGAUCGUCUCGAAAAGGGCAACAAAACUGAAAUACCCGAAUGCGAAUGCUUCCAAUCUGAUAAGAACCCACCCGAACCAGGAACCUACUACACACAUUUGGGAACUGCCUCUUCAUUGAUGGAACUGAGGCGGGAAUUCGAGGAACGUUGUCAACUGACUGGAAGGCAAUUACGUAUUGAAAAGAUUGUCUAUACGGGAAAAGAGGGUAAGACCAGCCAGGGGUGUCCUGUGGCCAAGUGGGUCAUACGUCGUGCUGACCUCGAGGAGAAGAUUCUGGUUGUGGUGAAAAAGAGACCAGGUCAUAGAUGUAUAGCCGCUUAUAUAGUGGUCUGCAUGGUGGCCUGGGAUGGCAUGCCACGUCUGGAGGCGGACAAUGCCUAUAAAAAUCUAAUACCCAAGCUCAACAAAUACGGCCUGCCUACAACGCGUCGAUGUGCUACCAAUGAGAAUCGCACCUGUGCCUGUCAAGGUCUGGAUCCCGAGACAUCGGGUGCUUCGUAUAGCUUUGGCUGUUCAUGGUCAAUGUAUUAUAAUGGCUGUAAAUAUGCCCGUUCGAAGACAGUGCGCAAAUUCCGUUUAUCAGUAAAAAGCGAGGAGACAGCCAUCGAGGAUCACAUGAACCUAAUAGCCACCUUAUUGGCACCGGUAUUUAAACAAGUGUGUCCGCGUUCCUACGACAAUCAGACGAAAUACGAACACGAGGCCUCCGAUUGUCGCUUGGGCUUAGAGCCGGGCAAACCAUUCUCUGGAGUUACAGCGUGUUUAGACUUCUGCGCCCACUCUCAUAGGGAUCUACACAAUAUGCAGGAUGGCUGCACUGUCCAUGUGGCCUUAUUGAAGCCCAAUAAUCGCGAUAGCCGACUACCUGACGAUGAGCAAUUUCAUGUCCUGCCACUGUACACAAUGGAUGGCACCGAUGAGUUUGAGAGUGUGGAGGGACAAAGGGAUAAGCAUCGCACUGGAGCGGUGCAAAUGCUGGACAAAUUUCCCUGCGAGGUACGAGUGAGAUCUACACCCUUGAUACCAUGUCGACGACAUGGUAAAAAACGCAAAGAUGACGAAUCUGCACCACCAGACGGCGAACAAGAUUCGUUGGGUGAAGCUAAUGGGGGACAGCAGCAGCCUCCGCAAUCACAACAAAGUAGUCCUCCUGCGCCUCUUAUUAAGAAGGAAAAUGGCUCUGCGGCAAAUUCCAGUAAAUCCUCUAAAACGAGUAAAUCAAAAACAAAUUCCACAAAUAACCUCACAAAUAAUAACUCGAGUGCCUCUACUCCUGGUUCGGCGCCACCGUCAACACCCUCGCCCCGUUGCCAAACACCAGUGACAAACAAUCCGAGUCCAGCGGCAGGCAGUGCCUUCAGCACGCCUCCCGUUCAUGCACCAAAUGGAGGAGGUGCCCAACAAGUGGGACCCCCCAGUCAACCCAAUCAAUUAAUGAGCUCAAAUUCGAGUUUAAUGAAUAUGGCCACCAUGAUUGAUACCUUUACGGAUGCCCAGUUGCAAUCCAAUCAGAUCUCUAGCACUGUAUUGGAUUCACCCUAUUCCUAUGACUACCAGACUGGAUCUUAUAUAGACUCCCGAAACUAUUACGGCAACUGGCCACCACAUGCCAUGGGCAUAAGCCAAGCCCAGGGCGGAGCACCACCGCAGCUUCCCCUUCAGCACGGUUUAGCCACGCCCACAGCAACACCAACGGCAACAAACGUAACGCCAGCAGCAGCAGCAGCUACGGCCACCCUUACUCCACCAGCAGUCGCCAGCGUACCGCCAGCAGUUAACACGCCACAACAGCAACAUGAAUCAGCGAAUCCUAAUGGGUACACAACAACGUAUAACCAAUUGGCUACGCCAACUCCUGUCCAACAGCCUGCAGCAGAAGACCAGCAUCAGCAGCAACAGCAACAACAACCAUUGCAACAACAACAACAAAUUGCUCCCAUUUCAUCGGCAGUUGGUGAACUAAAAAGUCGUCUGGUCAGUGAAGAGAAUCCCGAUUCUACAACCCUGGUGAAUCAUCAUAAUCUAGCAGAGAAUAAACUAACUGCCUUAACAUCCAUGACAGUUCCAUUAGCCACCACACCCGCUGCAGCACCUCACCAUCAUCCGCCCGGUCACCAGGAAGGUUUUGUGAAACCAAAACCCCCACCCAGUGACUAUCAGUAUGCCGGAUCGCCACAGUAUCCGAAUAACUAUCAAAUGUAUCCACCUCCGCCACCACCUCCUCCACCACCCCCUCACUCGGCGUAUACAGCUUACGAUGCCUAUCAAAAUAUGAAUUACAAUUACGGCUAUCAUCACCAUCAUCAGGCCUAUUCACCCUACGGCAUGUAUCCACCGCAACAGACGCCACCCCCCACUCCACCGCCUCCUUCACCAAACUGGAAUAUGUAUGGACAUCAUCAGACUAGCUCGGCGAGUGGAUCCUAUGGGAGCGGGUCGCUAAUAGCUCCACAUGCUACUAGUGUCGGGCCCACUAUUGCUCCGACAAUGCAAAAACCUAUAGCACCACUGCAACAACAACAGCAGCAACAACAGCAGCAGCAACAACAGCAGCAGCAGCAGCAGCAACAGCAACAGCAGCAGCAACCACAACCACUGCAACAUCAACAACAAUUGGCUGUGACACCGCCCCAAACCAUUUUGCCUGAUCUCUCUAAUGGUGGAACUAGUGUACCUACUGAGCCCGGUAUUGCCACGCCCACACCUACUAACGAAACAACUACUAGCGAUCCCGUAGCGGUCGCAGCUGGUGCAACAACAAUACAGGCAACGCCAUUAGCAACCACAGUCCCUGCCUCAGGGGCGGUUUCUCCAGCCAGCUCUAACACCAGCACCAGCAAAAUCGAGCCUAUUGGCGAAGUUGCUGAGAUCAAUGAGAAUAUCGAAGCCUUCCAAGAUCCACAAAUGGGCGGGGUCGCUAUUGCAUUGAAUCAUGGCAGCGUGUUAAUCGAAUGUGCCAAACACGAAAUGCAUGCGACUACAGCAGUAAGACGACCGGAUCGACAUCAUCCUACUCGCAUGACAUUAAUCUUUUAUCAGCACCGUAAUUUAAAUCGAUCGCGUCAUGGCAUCGAUGAAUGGGAGGAGAAAAUGCGAGUAAAGAAAAUCAACACAGAUCUCGACAACAAGGCCAAAGAGGAACGCGAGCGUUUAAUUAAAAAGGCAGCUGGAGAGGACCUUGAUGACUUGGAUGAGGAUAUGACGGAUGAAAAUCCUCCACCAGCAUCGAUAGUGGUGAAAAAGGAAAGCAAUGGCCAGCAGCAAAUAAAAAACGGAGCCAGUAGCAGUAAAAAGAAAAAGUCGAAUGGCGAUACGAAAAAGUCCAUAAAUUCAUCAUCCUCAAAUGAACAGCAGUCAAAAAACGAGAAAGUUGCCCUCCACGCACCAACACUAACAACCACGUCGUGGACGACCCUGUUUCCUAUGCACCCUUGUGUGGUUACAGGGCCCUACCAGGAGGGCAAUAGCAGUCCAACUUCGUCCACGAAUGGCCAGGCGGCUCCCCCUCAUCCACAGACUUGAGAAUAAUCGGCCCCAUCAGAUCUUACUACUGGUAAAACCAUUUAGUUCCGACGCAGCCGCCUAAUCUUAAGACCCGCCCCAAGACAAUGACUGAAAAGAAAAAUAAAAUUCUUUAUCUCUCUCACACACAAACACAAACACACAUACCCACACCCACAUACCCACAUAUACAGAAAGACACACACUCACUAUAUCUGAAAGGAAAAGUUAUUUUUGUAAUGCGUCUGAUUUCGUGUGCCAUACCAGGAGAAGGAUUAAGGUUCAAGUAUAAUGACAAGUAGGCGCUGCCCUCUAUUAACAUUUGCACACUGCGAGUUUCUACAACAACCACAAAGAAAAGAAAAUAACAGAAAUAUGCAACUUUAGUUUCCUAAGACAAUUUCUGUUAAAUCAACAAACUAAAAGAAAACACAAAACUAAGCAACCAUUUAAAGUUAGUGGAAGAUCAUUGCCAAAAGUACAAAUAAAUCAUUUUUUUAACCAAAA
Messenger RNA from Drosophila willistoni, 9046 nucleotides. RefSeq names its product DNA N6-methyl adenine demethylase (gene Tet). Gene Ontology annotation, cellular component: nucleus. Gene Ontology annotation, molecular function: DNA 5-methylcytosine dioxygenase activity; zinc ion binding; DNA binding. Gene Ontology annotation, biological process: positive regulation of transcription by RNA polymerase II; oxidative demethylation. The record is from RefSeq and is a predicted model, not a curated record. Lineage: Eukaryota; Metazoa; Arthropoda; Insecta; Diptera; Drosophilidae.